This is a messenger RNA of Drosophila eugracilis, 236 nucleotides long. RefSeq lists its product as uncharacterized. NCBI's taxonomy places the organism in Eukaryota, Metazoa, Arthropoda, Insecta, Diptera, Drosophilidae. The coding region runs from base 26 to 172 and encodes 48 amino acids. The transcript has a single exon. The record is from RefSeq and is a predicted model, not a curated record.
GAGUUCAAAGCGAAGAUCAGCAGAGAUGAUUGCCACAACGGUUUGUUUUUACCUGGUGCUUUUGGCCAUUCUCAUGGCGUUCCUGUCUCCCUCGGCAGACGGUUGCUUCAUCCUGCUGGCGUGCCUGUUGAGGUCACCAUACUGUCCAUACAACACGACCUCGUCCGGAUGAUAGAGUAACUUCUUGUGUUGCCCUAUUCCACAUCCAAUAAAUACGAUUAUGCAUUAUAAAAAUA